Molecule: messenger RNA, 11052 nt
Organism: Closterium sp. NIES-65
Lineage: Eukaryota; Viridiplantae; Streptophyta; Zygnematophyceae; Desmidiales; Closteriaceae
Source: the annotation of a GenBank genome assembly
AUGGACGUGGACGUGGACGUAGAAAUGGACGUGGACGUGGACGUGGAAGUGGAUAUGGACGUGGACGAGGACAUGGACGUGGACGUGGACGUGGACAUGGACGUGGACGUGGACGUAGAAAUGGACGUGGACAUGGACGUGGACAUGGUUGUGGACGUGGACGUGGACGUGGACGUGGACGUGGACAUGGACGUGGACGUGGACGUGGACGUGGACGUGGACAUGGACGUGGACAUGGAGGUGGACGUGGACGUGGACGUGGACGUGGACGUGGACAUGGACGUGGACGUGGACGUGGACGUGGACAUGGACAUGGACAUGGACGUGGACGUGGACGUGGAGGUGGACAUGGACGUGGACGUGGACGUGGACGUGGACGUUGACGUGGACGUAGACGUGGACGUGGACGUGGACGUGGACGUGGACGUGGACGUAGACAUGGACGUUGGACGUGGACGUGGACGUGGACAAAUGGACGUGGACGUGGACAUGGACGUGGACGUGGACGUGGACGUAGAAAUGGACGUGGACGUGGACGUGGACGUGGACGUGGACGUGGACAUGGACGUGGACAUGGACGUGGACGUGGACGUGGACAUGGACGUGGACGUGGACGUGGACGUGGACGUGGACGUGGACGUGGACGUGGACGUGAACGUGGACGCAGACGUGGACGUGGACGUGGACAUGGACGUGGACGUGGACGUGGACGUGGACGUGGACAUGGACGUAGACAUGGACGUAGACGUGGACGUGGACGUGGACAUGGACAUGGACGUGGACAUGGACGUGGACGUGGACGUGGACGUGGACGUGGACGUGGACAUGGACGUGGACGUGGACGUAGAGAUGGACAUGGACGUGGACGUGGACAUGGACGUGGACGUAGAAAUGGACGUGGACGUGGACGUGGACAUGGACGUGGACGUGGACAUGGACGUGUACGUGGACGUGGACAUGGACGUGGACAUGGACGUGGACAUGGACGUGGACGUGGACAUGGACGUGGACAUGGACGUGGACGUGGACGUCGACGUGGACGUGGAAAUGGACGUGGACGUGGACGUAGAAAUGGACGUGGACGUGGACGUGGACGUGGACAUGGACGUGGACAUGGACAUGGACGUGGACGUAGACGUGGACGUGGACAUGGACAUGGACGUGGACGUGGACGUGGACGUGGACGUGGACGUGGGCGUGGACGUGGACGUGGACGUGGACGUGGACGUGGACGUAGAAAUGGACGUGGACGUGGACGUGGACGUGGACAUGGACGUGGACGUGGACGUGGAUGUGGACGUGGACAUGGACGUGGACGUGGACGUGGAGAUGGACGUGGACGUGGACGUGGACGUGGACGUGGACGUGGACAUGGACGUGGACGUGGACAUGGACGUAGACAUGGACGUGGACAUGGACGUGGACGUCAACGUGGAUAUGGACGUGUACAUGGACGUGGACGUGGACGUGGACGUGGACGUGGACGUGGACGUGGACGUGGACGUAGACGUAGACGUGGACGUGGACGUGGACGUGGACGUGGACAUGGACGUGGACAUGGACGUGGACAUGGACGUGGACGUGGACGUGGACGUAGACGUAGACGUGGACGUAGACGUGGACGUGGACGUGGACAUGGACGUGGACGUAGACGUGGACGUGGACGUGGACGUGGACGUGGACGUGGACGUGGGCGUGGACGUGGACGUGGACAUGGACGUAGACGUAGAAAUGGACGUGGACGUGGACAUGGACGUGGACGUGGACAUGGACGUGGACGUGGACGUGGACAUGGACGUGGACAUGGACAUGGACAUGGACGUGGACGUGGACAUGGACGUGGACGUGGACCUGGACGUGGACGUGGACGUGGAAAUGGAAGUGGACGUGGACGUAGAAAUGGACGUGGACGUGGACGUGGACAUGGACGUGGACGUGGACAUGGACGUGGACGUAGACGUGGACGUGGACAUGGACGUGGGCGUGGGCGUAGACGUGGACGUGGACGUGGACGUGGACGUGGACGUGGAUGUGGACGUGGACAUGGACAUGGAAGUGGACGUGGACGUGGACGUAGAAAUGGACGUGGACAUGGACGUGGACAUGGACGUGGACGUGGACGUGGACGUGGACGUGGACGUGGACAUGGACGUGAACGUGGACGUGGACAUGGACGUGGACAUGGACGUGGACAUGGACGUGGACAUGGACGUGGACGUGGACGUGGACGUGGACCUGGACGUGGACCUGGACGUGGACGUGGACGUGGACGUGGACGUGGACAUGGACGUGGACAUGGACGUGGACGUGGACGUGGACGUGGACGUGGACGAGGACGUGGACAUGGACGUGGACGUGGACGUGGACGUGGACGUGGACGUGGACGUAGACGUGGACGUAGACGUGGACGUGGACGUGGACAUGGACGUGGACAUGGACGUGGACUUGGACGUGGACGUGGACGUGGACGUGGACGUAGACGUGGACCUGGACGUGGACGUGGACAUGGACGUGGACGUGGACAUGGACGUGGACGUGGACAUGGACGUGGACGUGGACGUGGACAUGGACAUGGACGUGGACAUGGACAUGGACGUGGACGUGGACGUGGACAUGGACGUGGACGUGGACGUGGACGUGGACGUAGAAAUGGACGUGGACGUGGACGUGGACAUGGACGUGGACGAAGAAGUGGACGUGGACGUGGACAUGGACGUGGACGUGGACAUGGACGUGGACGUGGACGUGGACGUGGACGUAGACGUAGACAUGGACGUGGACAUGGAGGUGGACGUGCACGUGCACGUGGACAUGGACGUGGACGUGGACGUGGACGUGGUCGUGGACAUGGACGUGGACAUGGACGUGGACGUGGACGUGGACGUGGACAUGGACGUGGACGUGGACGUGGACGUGGACGUAGAAAUGGACGUGGACGUGGACGUGGACAUGGACGUGGACGUGGACAUGGACGUGUACGUGGACGUGGACAUGGACGUGGACAUGGACGUGGACAUGGACGUGGACGUGGACAUGGACGUGGACAUGGACGUGGACGUGGACGUCGACGUGGACGUGGAAAUGGACGUGGACGUGGACGUAGAAAUGGACGUGGACGUGGACGUGGACGUGGACAUGGACGUGGACAUGGACAUGGACGUGGACGUAGACGUGGACGUGGACAUGGACAUGGACGUGGACGUGGACGUGGACGUGGACGUGGACGUGGACGUGGGCGUGGACGUGGACGUGGACGUGGACGUGGACGUGGACGUAGAAAUGGACGUGGACGUGGACGUGGACGUGGACAUGGACGUGGACGUGGACGUGGAUGUGGACGUGGACAUGGACGUGGACGUGGACGUGGAGAUGGACGUGGACGUGGACGUGGACGUGGACGUGGACGUGGACAUGGACGUGGACGUGGACAUGGACGUAGACAUGGACGUGGACAUGGACGUGGACGUCAACGUGGAUAUGGACGUGUACAUGGACGUGGACGUGGACGUGGACGUGGACGUGGACGUGGACGUGGACGUGGACGUGGACGUAGACGUAGACGUGGACGUGGACGUGGACGUGGACGUGGACAUGGACGUGGACAUGGACGUGGACAUGGACGUGGACGUGGACGUGGACGUAGACGUAGACGUGGACGUAGACGUGGACGUGGACGUGGACAUGGACGUGGACGUAGACGUGGACGUGGACGUGGACGUGGACGUGGACGUGGACGUGGGCGUGGACGUGGACGUGGACAUGGACGUAGACGUAGAAAUGGACGUGGACGUGGACAUGGACGUGGACGUGGACAUGGACGUGGACGUGGACGUGGACAUGGACGUGGACAUGGACAUGGACAUGGACGUGGACGUGGACAUGGACGUGGACGUGGACCUGGACGUGGACGUGGACGUGGAAAUGGAAGUGGACGUGGACGUAGAAAUGGACGUGGACGUGGACGUGGACAUGGACGUGGACGUGGACAUGGACGUGGACGUAGACGUGGACGUGGACAUGGACGUGGGCGUGGGCGUAGACGUGGACGUGGACGUGGACGUGGACGUGGACGUGGAUGUGGACGUGGACAUGGACAUGGAAGUGGACGUGGACGUGGACGUAGAAAUGGACGUGGACGUGGACGUGGACAUGGACGUGGACGUGGACGUGGACGUGGACGUGGACGUGGACAUGGACGUGAACGUGGACGUGGACAUGGACGUGGACAUGGACGUGGACAUGGACGUGGACAUGGACGUGGACGUGGACGUGGACGUGGACCUGGACGUGGACCUGGACGUGGACGUGGACGUGGACGUGGACGUGGACAUGGACGUGGACAUGGACGUGGACGUGGACGUGGACGUGGACGUGGACGAGGACGUGGACAUGGACGUGGACGUGGACGUGGACGUGGACGUGGACGUGGACGUAGACGUGGACGUAGACGUGGACGUGGACGUGGACAUGGACGUGGACAUGGACGUGGACUUGGACGUGGACGUGGACGUGGACGUGGACGUAGACGUGGACCUGGACGUGGACGUGGACAUGGACGUGGACGUGGACAUGGACGUGGACGUGGACAUGGACGUGGACGUGGACGUGGACAUGGACAUGGACGUGGACAUGGACAUGGACGUGGACGUGGACGUGGACAUGGACGUGGACGUGGACGUGGACGUGGACGUAGAAAUGGACGUGGACGUGGACGUGGACAUGGACGUGGACGAAGAAGUGGACGUGGACGUGGACAUGGACGUGGACGUGGACAUGGACGUGGACGUGGACGUGGACGUGGACGUAGACGUAGACAUGGACGUGGACAUGGAGGUGGACGUGCACGUGCACGUGGACAUGGACGUGGACGUGGACGUGGACGUGGUCGUGGACAUGGACGUGGACGUGGACGUGGUCAUGGACGUGGACGUGGACGUGGACGUGGACGUGAACGUGGACGUGGUCGUGGUCGUGGACGUGGACGUGGACGUGGUCAUGGACGUGGACGUGGACAUGGACGUGGUCGUGGUCGUGGACAUGGACGUGGACGUGGUUGUGGACGUGGACGUGGAGGACGUGGACGUGGAGGACGUGGACGUGGACGUGGAGGACGUGGACGAGGACGUGGAGGACGUGGACGUGGACGUGGACGUGGACGUGGAAGUGGACGUGGACGUGGACGUGGACCUGGACGUGGACCUGGACGUGGAACUGGACGUGGACGUGGACGUGGACAAGGACGUGGAAGUGGACGUGGACAUGGACGUGGACCUGGACGUGGACCUGGACGUGGACAUGGACGUGGACAUGGACGUGGACAUGGACGUGGACGUGGACGUGGACGUGGACGUAGACAUGGACGUGGACGUGGACGUGGACGUGCACAUGGACAUGGACGUGGACGUGGACGUCGACAUGGACGUGGACAUGGACAUGGACAUGGACGUGGACGUGGACGUGGACAUGGACGUAGAAAUGGACGUGGACGUGGACGUAGACAUGGACGUAGAAAUGGACAUGGACGUGGACGUGGACGUGGACGUAGACGUGGACGUGGACGUAGACAUGGACGUUGACGUGGACGUGGACAUGGACGUGGACGUGGACGUAGAAAUGGAGGUGGACGUGGACGUGGACUUGGACGUUGACGUGGACGUGGACCUGGACGUUGACGUGCGCGUGGACGUGGACGUGGACGUGGAGGACGUGGACGUGGAGGUGGACGUGGACGUGGACAUGGACGUGGACGGGGACAUGGACGAGGACGAGGACGUGGACGUGGACGUGGAUGGACGUGGACGUGGACGUGGACGUGGACGUGGUCACGUGGACGUGGACGUGGACGUCGACGUGGACGUGAACGUGGACGUGGACGUGGACGUGGACGAGGAGGAGGACGUGGACAUGGACGUGGACGUGGACGUGGACGUGGACGUGGACGUAGAAAUGGAGGUGGACGAGGACGUGGACCUGGACGUUGACGUGGACGUGGACCUGGACGUUGAUGUGCGCGUGGACGUGGACGUGGACGUGGAGGACGUGGAUGUGGACGUGGACGUGGACAUGGACGUGGACGUGGAGGACAUGGACGUGGACGUGGACGUGGACGUGGACGUGGACGUGGACGUAGAAAUGGACGUGGACGUGAACGUGGACGUUGACGCGGACGUGGACGUGGACGUGGACGCCGACGUGGACGUGGACCUGGACGUUGACGUGGAUCUGGACGAGGACGUGGACGUGGACGUGGAGGACAUGGACGUGGACGUGGACGUGGACGUCGACGUAGAAAUGGACGUGGACGUGGACGUGGACGUGGACCUGGACCUGGACCUGGACCUGGACCUGGACGUUGACGUGCACGUGGACGUGGACAUGGACGUGGACGUGGAGGACAUGGACGUGGACGUGGACGUUGAUUUGGACGUGGACGUGGACGUGGACAUGGACGUGGACGUGGACGUGGACGUGGACGUGGACGUGGACGUGGACAUGGACGUGGACAUGGACGUGGACGUGGACGUGGACGUGGACAUGGACGUGGACGUGGACGUGGACGUGGACCAGGACGUGGAUGUGCACGUGGAGGUGGACGUGGACGUGGACGUGGACGUGGACCUAGACGUUGACGUGCACGUGGACGUGGACCUGGACGUGGACGUGGACGUGCAGGACAUGGACGUGGAUGUGGACGUGGACGUGGACGAGGACGAGGACGUGGACGUGGACGUGGACGUGGACGAGGACGUGGACGAGGACGUGGACGUGGACGUGGACGUGGACGUGGACGUGGACCUGGACCUGGACGUUGACGUGCACGUGGACGUGGACGUGGACGUGGACGUGGAGGACAUGGACGUGGACGUGGACGUGGACGUUGACGUGGACGUGGACGUGGACAUGGACGUGGACGUGGACGUGGACGUGGACGUGGACGUGGACAUGGACGUGGACGUGGACGUGGACGUGGACGUGGACGUGGACGUGGAGGACAUGGACGUGGACGUGGACGUGGACGUUGACGUGGACGUGGACAUGGACGUGGACGAGGAGGAGGACAAGGACGUGGACGUGGACGUGGACGUGGAGGUGAACGUGGACGUGGACAUGGACGUACACGUGAACGUGGACGUGGACGUGGACAUGGACAUGGACGUGGACGUGGACGAGGACGUGGACGUGGACGUGGAUGGACGUGGACGUGGACAAAUGGACGUGGACGUGGACGUGGACAUGGACGUGGACGUGGACAGGGACGUAGACGUAGACGUGGACGUGGACAUGGACGUGGGCGUGGGCGUAGACGUGGACGUGGACGUGGACGUGGACGUGGACGUGGACAUGGACAUGGACGUGGACGUGGAUGUAGAAAUGGACGUGGACGUGGACGUGGACAUGGACGUGGACGUGGACGUGGACGUGGACGUGGACGUGGACAUGGACGUGAACGUGGACGUGGACAUGGACGUGGACAUGGACGUGGACAUGGACGUGGACAUGGACGUGGACGUGGACGUGGACGUGGACGUGGACGUGGACCUGGACGUGGACGUGGACGUGGACGUGGACGUGGACGUGGACGUGGACGUGGACGUGGACGUGGACGUGGACGUGGACGAGGACGUGGACAUGGACGUGGACGUGGACGUGGACGUGGACGUGGACGUGGACGUGGACGUGGACGUGGACGUGGACGUAGACGUAGACGUGGACGUAGACGUGGACGUGGACGUGGACAUGGACGUGGACAUGGACGUGGACUUGGACGUGGACGUGGAUGUGGACGUGGCCGUGGACGUGGACGUGGCCGUGGACGUGGACAUGGACGUGGACGUGGACGUGGACAUGGACGUGGACGUAGAAGUGGACGUGGACGUGGACGUGGACGUGGACGUGGACAUGGACGUGGACGUGGACGUGGACGUGGACGUGGACGUGGACGUAGACGUAGACAUGGACGUGGACAUGGAGGUGGACGUGCACGUGCACGUGGACAUGGACGUGGACGUGGACGUGGACGUGGUCGUGGACGUGGACGUGGACUUGGACGUGGUCAUGGACGUGGACGUGGACGUGGACGUCGACGUGAACGUGGACGUGGUCGUGGUCGUGGACGUGGACGUGGACGUGGUCAUGGACGUGGACGUGGACAUGGACGUGGUCGUGGUCGUGGACAUGGACGUGGACGUGGUUGUGGACGUGGACGUGGAGGACGUGGACGUGGAGGACGUGGACGAGGACGUGGAGGACGUGGACAUGGACGUGGACGUGGACGUGGAAGUGGACGUGGACGUGGACGUGGACCUGGACGUGGACCUGGACGUGGAACUGGACGUGGACGUGGACGUGGACAAGAACGUGGAAGUGGACAUGGACGUGGACCUGGACGUGGACCUGGACGUGGACAUGGACGUGGACAUGGACGUGUACAUGGACGUGGACGUGGACGUGGACGUGGACGUAGACAUGGACGUGGACGUGGACGUGGACGUGCACAUGGACAUGGACGUGGACGUGGACGUCGACAUGGACGUGGACAUGGACAUGGACAUGGACGUGGACGUGGACGUGGACAUGGACGUAGAAAUGGACGUGGACGUGGACGUAGACAUGGACGUAGAAAUGGACGUGGACGUGGACGUGGACGUAGACGUGGACGUGGACGUAGACAUGGACGUGGACAUGGACGUUGACGUGGACGUGGACGUGGACGUGGACGUGGACGUAGAAAUGGAGGUGGACGUGGACGUGGACUUGGACGUUGACGUGGACGUGGACCUGGACGUUGACGUGCGCGUGGACGUGGACGUGGACGUGGAGGACGUGGACGUGGAGGUGGACGUGGACGUGGACAUGGACGUGGACGGGGACGUGGACGAGGACGAGGACGUGGACGUGGACGUGGAUGGACGUGGACGUGGACGUGGACGUGGACGUGGACGUGGACGUGGUCGUGGUCACGUGGACGUGGACGUGGACGUGGACGUGGACGUGAACGUGGACGUGGACGUGGACGUGGACGAGGAGGAGGACGUGGACAUGGACGUGGACGUGGACGUGGACGUGGACGUGGACGUAGAAAUGGAGGUGGACGAGGACGUGGACCUGGACGUUGACUUGGACGUGGACCUGGACGUUGACGUGCGCGUGGACGUGGACGUGGACGUCGAGGACAUGGAUGUGGACGUGGACAUGGACGUGGACGUGGACGUGGACGUGGACGUGGACGUGGACCUGGACGUCGAUGGCAUGGACGUGGAUGUGGACGUGGACAUGGACGUGGACGUGGACGUGGACGUGGACGUGGACGUGGACGUGGACGUGGACAUGGACGUGGACGUGGACGUGGAGGACAUGGACGUGGACGUGGACGUGGACGUGGACGUGGACGUAGAAAUGGACGUGGACGUGAACGUGGACGUUGACGCGGACGUGGACGUGGACGUGGACGUCGACGUGGACGUGGACCUGGACGUUGACGUGGAUCUGGACGAGGACGUGGACGUGGACGUGGAGGACAUGGACGUGGACGUGGACGUGGACGUGGACGUGGACCUGGACGUGGACGUGGACGUGGACGUGGACCUGGACCUGGACGUUGACGUGCACGUGGACGUGGACAUGGACGUGGACGUGGAGGACAUGGACGUGGACGUGGACGUGGACGUUGACGUGGACGUGGACGUGGACGUGGACAUGGACGUGGACGUGGACGUGGACGUGGACAUGGACGUGGACAUGGACGUGGACGUGGACGUGGACGUGGACGUGGACAUGGACGUGGACGUGGACGUGGACCAGGACGUGGACGUGCAUGUGGAGGUGGACGUGGACGUGGACGUGGACGUGGACCUGGACGUUGACGUGCACGUGGACGUGGACCUGGACGUGGACGUGGACGUGGAGGACAUGGACGUGGACGUGGACGUGGAUGUGGACGUGGACGAGGACGAGGACGUGGACGUGGACGUGGACGUGGACGAGGACGUGGACGAGGACGUGGACGUGGACGUGGACGUGGACGUGGACGUGGACCUGGACCUGGACGUUGACGUGCACGUGGACGUGGACGUGGACGUGGACGUGGAGGACAUGGACGUGGACGUGGACGUGGACGUUGACGUGGACGUGGACGUGGACGUGGACAUGGACGUGGACGUGGACGUGGACGUGGACGUGGACGUGGACGUGGACAUGGACGUGGACCUGGACGUGGACGUGGACGUGGACGUGGACGUGGACCUGGACCUGGACGUUGACGUGCACGUGGACGUGGACGUGGACGUGGACGUGGAGGACAUGGACGUGGACGUGGACGUGGACGUUGACGUGGACGUGGACGUGGACGUGGACGAGGAGGAGGACAAGGACGUGGACGUGGACGUGGACGUGGACGUGGAGGUGGACGUGGACGUGGACGUGGACAUGGACGUACACGUGAACGUGGACGUGGACGUGGACAUGGACAUGGACGUGGACGUGGACGUGGACGUGGACCUGGUCGUGGACGUGGACGUGGACGUGGACGUGGACGUGGACAUGGACGUGGACGUGGACGUGGACGUGGACAUGGACGUGGACGUGGACGUGGAGGUGGACGUGGACGUGGUCAUGGACGUGGACGUGGACGUGGACGUGGACGUGGACGUGGACGUGGACGUGGACAUGGACGUGGACAUGGACGUGGACAUGGACGUGGACGUGGACAUGGACGUGGACGUAGACAUGGACAUGGUCGUGGACAUGGACAUGGACGUGGACAUGGACAUGGUCGUGGACAUGGACAUGGUCGUGGACGUGGACGUGGACAUGGACAUGGUCGUGGACAUGGACAUGGUCGUGGACAUGGACAUGGACGUGGACAUGGACGUGGAUAUGGACAUGGUCGUGGACGUGGACGUGGACGUGGACAUGGACGUUGACGUGGACAUGGACGUGGUCAUGGACGUGGACGUGGACGUGGACAUAGACGUGGACGUGGACGUGGACAUAGAUGUGGACGUGGACAUAGAUGUGGUCGUUGUCGUGGACGUGGACUUGUGUCUUGUCUAG